AUGAAAGUCUUUCCAGCAUCCUUACUUCUUUGCAGUCUCUGUUUGUGGAACGCGCCCUUUGGCGAUGCCUUUUCCUUGUCUCCACAACGUGCCAACAACCACAACAAUGUCAGAGGCACUUCCAAAACUCGUUUGUAUUAUGAUAUUCAACGAGAUCCUUCCAAUGAAAAUGUUUGGAACGUCUUGGCCACCACCGAACGAUGGAUUACUGAAAUGUUGACUUCGACGACCGAAACCCCCUUGAGCCGCAAAGAAGUCAGCUAUGUCUGCGAAGCUUCCGAAGACACGGCCAUGGUCUUGGCCAAUAUCUUUCGCAAGCUCAAAGAGGCCCGACAAAUGGGCGAAGCUCAUGGGGAAGAACAAGAAGAACUUUCAGAACAAGCAGAAGGUCCCAGAUCUCCCUCCUCCAUUCGCAAUACCCAGGUAUUGGUCAUUCCCGCCAAUGCGGACAUGAAGGACUGGUCCGUCUUUGACACCUUGGUGACUGCCAUUAAUCAGGCUCGUCGAAGUGCCCGUGACUAUGUCACCGAUGUCAGUCUGGACCGACUGGACAAUGACGAGGAAGAAAACGACAAGGAAUGGGUGGUUUCCGUCAAUUGUGCCCACUUGCAUCCCGGGUUUGGCCAAAAGACACCGGAGGAAGAAUUGAAGGAACUUCAGGAUGAUGCGGAUGCCGAAGUCGACUUGAAUUUGCAAGAAUACAAGGAAAAACGGUUGCUGGCACGCCGCUCGCCCUUUCCUUCCAUUGUGGUGGAGGUGCGAGCCAUGCCUCAGCCCGUCUAUACACCGCCACCCCCACAAGCACAACCCGUCCGGGAAGAACCUCGUGCCGAAGAAAGUCUCGAGGACGAAGAGGAGGAAGGAAGCAUGGCCGAUCCGGAUUCCGACUUUGUGCAAGCAUUGGAAUUGCUUUUCAGCAAGUCCAGUUUGAACGACGAAAAAUCCAAGGAUACCGACUUUUACGAUUCCAUUGGAUCUCAUUUGGAAGAAGUCACCACAGUCACUCCCUUGACCAUGGCCCAAACAUGGAUUUCUCAAAACGACGACAAGUUUGACAUUACAAAAUGUGCCUUUACCACCACUGAUACUCCUCAUGUCGAUGAGGCCUACGAGUUCUUGUUUACCAACUUGGCCAUGCAAUCGACACAAUUUCUUGGAUCCGGUGAGGGAGAAGCCCAAAAGAGACAAUACUUGGUCUUGUCCAACUUUUGCCCCAGCUCGGCCACGAGCAUGGAAAAGUUUGCCCGUGAAGCGGAUAACAUUAUUCGCACCUUGCCAACUUUGAAAGACAAAGUGGAGAUUGAAUGCUUUCAUCCAGAACAUGUCGAAGGAGACAAGAGAUGCCCCGUUCCAGUCUUUGUCUUGCAAUGGAAGGAUUGA
This is a messenger RNA of Cylindrotheca closterium, 1380 nucleotides long. Lineage: Eukaryota; Bacillariophyta; Bacillariophyceae; Bacillariales; Bacillariaceae. The record is from the annotation of a GenBank genome assembly.